Ctenopharyngodon idella (grass carp) is the source of this 1080-nucleotide messenger RNA. Its product is annotated as stonustoxin subunit beta. Gene Ontology annotation, molecular function: protein binding. The record is from RefSeq and is a predicted model, not a curated record. The transcript has 3 exons. The coding region runs from base 105 to 701 and encodes 198 amino acids. NCBI's taxonomy places the organism in Eukaryota, Metazoa, Chordata, Actinopteri, Cypriniformes, Xenocyprididae.
CAGCAAGAGAUUUCUGCAGUUAGUAGAUGAAUAUCAGUUAUUGAUUAAAACACUUGCACAAAUGAAAGGAUAAAGACACGAUCAGUGAAUGUAAAGUGUGGAUCAUGGAGGAGAGAUCAGAAUUACAGCAGGACCACAAAAAAUAUGCGUGUGAUCUCACAGUGGAUUUAAACUCAGUAAACACUGAACUCGCUCUGUCUGAGAGGAACAGAAAGAUGACGUGUGUGAUAAAGAAGCAACCCUAUCCUGAUCAUCCAGAGAGAUUUGAUGAGUGUCCUCAGGUUCUGUGUAGAGAGAGUCUGACUGGACGCUGUUACUGGGAGACUGAAUGGAGUGGCUGGGUUAAUAUAUCAGUGACGUAUAAAAGAAUCAGCAGGAAAGGAAGGAGUGAUGACUGUGUGUUUGGAUCCAAUGAAAAUUCCUGGAGUCUGUUCUGUUUUAAUAACAGAUUCACUGUCAAACACAAUAAUGAGAGCACAGACAUAUCUGCUCCUUCACGUCGCUCUAACAGAGUAGGAGUGUAUCUGAACUGGUCGGCCGGCACUCUGUCCUUCUACAGCGUCUCUGACACACACACACUCACACACUUACACACAUUCAACAGCACAUUCACUGAACCCCUCUAUGCUGGAUUUGGUGUUUCUUUUUGUAGUUCAGUGUCUCUGUGUGAGAUUAAACAUCUUCCUGUGAGAAACAACUGAGACACACAGAUGAGUGAAAGAAACACACUCACAUUAUCUCUCUCUUUAACUCACACAGCUGUAAACUCUUUCUCUCUUCUCAUCUUAAUUUCAGUGUGUAUAUAGAAACACACAUGUUGACUUCAGUCUAAAUGAGACACACCACAUCACACCAUAUAAAUACUAAUAUAUAGAAGGUGCACAGUGACAUUCACACAAAUACAAAUUGACAGUCUUUUACCAACAAAAUGAUAAUAAAAUAUUUUUCUCAUCCAAACUGAAAUGUAACCAACAAACUGAUUUGAAAUGUUCAAAAGCAUUUAUAUAUUUAUAUAUUUUUAAACAAAACACAAAAUGUGAUGCUCCAUCAAGUUUCAAUAAAUAAAAGAUGCAUGUAUUU